This is a messenger RNA of Phaeoacremonium minimum UCRPA7, 1257 nucleotides long. Its product is annotated as putative sugar transporter protein. The transcript is spliced from 4 exons. The record is from RefSeq and is a predicted model, not a curated record. Gene Ontology annotation, molecular function: carbohydrate:proton symporter activity. The coding region runs from base 1 to 1257 and encodes 418 amino acids. Gene Ontology annotation, biological process: transmembrane transport; carbohydrate transport. NCBI's taxonomy places the organism in Eukaryota, Fungi, Ascomycota, Sordariomycetes, Togniniales, Togniniaceae. Gene Ontology annotation, cellular component: membrane.
AUGGAGAUGAGCGAUUCUGCAGUCCAGCCUCGUGAGGCAGAGGAUACCAGAACCGCGGGUUACCACCUCCGUCACAAUCACCGUCUCAUUUUCACCGAUGUCUCCGUGAUGAUCUUCCUCAGCAUGGCAGCGACAUUCCAAAGCGAGAUAUCCCCUUCGGCGAUCCGAGGAGCAGUAGUUGGGCUGUCUAUUGUCUUGAUCGACACCGCGUCUGUUUUGACCUCGGGCAUCAACUGGGGAACACACGCAGAUCCAACCAGCUUCGCCUACCGCCUCCCUAUCGGCCUACAGUGCCUGUGGCCCAUAUUGAUCGCGAUCGGUCUCUUCUUUGUCACGGACUCGCCGACGUACUUCCUUAUCAAAGGCAACGACACUCGUGCGUAUGAAAGCCUGCGCAAGGUCCGACAGGGUUAUGAUGAGCAGGAGAUUGAAGUUGAGAUGCAAAGUCUGAAAUACCAAGCUGCUCUCCGUGCCGCCGAGAGUGAAGUGUCCUGGUUGGAUCUGUUCAGGGGCAACAAUCUGCGACGCACCUUGAUCGCUAUCUCCAUCGGCAACUUCCAACAGCUCAGUGGAAUCUCGAUGGCCACAAAUUAUGCCACCAUUUUCCUAACUCAAAUCGGCGCAUCCAACCCCUUCUUGCUAGUUCUGGGGCUCAACAUUCUAUCUCUUGGUGGUGCCGUCUUCGGUCUCCUCGCGGUCGACUGGGUCGGACGCCGUGUCCUUGCCCUCAGCACAUUCUCGGUUAUUCUCGUCAUUGACAUAGUUGUCGGUGCUUUAGGCUUCGCUGACACUUCAAACCCGGCCACUGGCAAGGCCAUAGCCGCUUUCUCUUUGAUGUUUGGGUUCUUCUUCGCUGCAGGUUUUGGUCCGAUGACAUACAUUGUCUCUUCAGAGGUUCCCACGGCGCGUCUUCGAAAUAAGACUAGCGCCUUCACCUUCAUGACAAUCUUCUUGUUCAACCUUGUUGUCACCUUUGUCCUCCCUUACAUUACAAAUGCUGAUGAAGCGAACCUCGGAGCCAAAACAUAUCUCAUCUUUGCGGGAUGGAUGCUCAUCUGUCUCGUCUUAACCUUUCUCUACCUGCCAGAGACUAAAGGAAGGACUUCGGCUGAGCUUGAUGAGAUGUUCGCCGCUGGCGUCCCGUCAAGGAGAUUCAAGGGUUACGUCUGUGGUGUUUCUCCUGAACAUGUACAGGAGGCAGUUGUCAAGGGUGCUACCAUUAACGCCAGCUUCGGGGAGCAUGUUGACAAGGCUUAA